Loa loa (African eye worm) is the source of this 216-nucleotide messenger RNA. RefSeq lists its product as hypothetical. The coding region runs from base 1 to 216 and encodes 71 amino acids. NCBI's taxonomy places the organism in Eukaryota, Metazoa, Nematoda, Chromadorea, Rhabditida, Onchocercidae. The record is from RefSeq and is a predicted model, not a curated record. The transcript has a single exon.
AUGUCAAUAUAUAACUUACACUACGAGACAUAUCCAGGUAAAAUUGUCGAUUUUUAUUCAUUAAAUGCCAAAAAAUGCGUCCUUCUAAUGUAUAAUGAUGAAAUGAAAUUGCUAACACAAUAUCUAUUAUUAAUGAAUAAGGAAACAAACGAUACGGUUGAAAUUUUAUGCCGAAAUUGGAAAAUUGAUGCAUCUGAAGCACUUCGUGUUGGUUAG